GCCAUUUUGCUUUCCGCCUCAGCGCCAGCCGAGAAUCCGCGCCGUCUCUUCCUCCGCCCGGCUCGCCGCGACGAUGCUCUCCGUGCGCGUGGUGGCCGCGCUCGCCCGGGCCCUGCCCCGCCAGGCCGGCUUGGUGUCAAGGAAUGCUUUGGGCACCUCAUUUGUAGCAACAAGGAACUUCCAUGCCUCCACAACAACUCUACAGAAAACUGGCACUGCCGAAGUAUCCUCCAUUCUUGAGGAACGUAUUCUUGGGGCCGACACAUCGGCCGAGCUGCAGGAAACCGGGCGCGUGCUUUCCAUCGGCGACGGCAUCGCCCGCGUGUACGGUCUGAAAAAUGUUCAAGCGGAAGAAAUGGUGGAAUUCUCGUCCGGGUUGAAGGGCAUGUCUCUGAACCUGGAGCCUGACAAUGUCGGUGUGGUCGUCUUUGGCAAUGACAGACUGAUCAAGGAAGGGGACAUUGUGAAGAGAACCGGGGCCAUCGUGGACGUGCCCGUCGGGGUGGAGCUGCUGGGGCGCGUAGUGGAUGCGCUGGGGAAUCCCAUCGACGGAAAGGGCCCCAUCACUUCCAAAACCCGCAGGAGGGUUGGCUUGAAGGCUCCCGGAAUCAUCCCCAGGAUCUCCGUCCGGGAGCCCAUGCAAACUGGGAUCAAGGCCGUAGACAGCCUGGUGCCCAUUGGCCGCGGGCAGCGUGAGCUGAUCAUUGGAGACAGGCAGACUGGCAAAACGUCCAUUGCUAUCGAUACUAUAAUUAACCAGAAAAGGUUUAAUGAUGGAACCGAUGAGAAGAAGAAACUGUACUGUAUCUAUGUGGCCAUUGGUCAGAAGAGAUCGACGGUUGCUCAGCUGGUCAAGAGGCUCACUGACGCAGAUGCCAUGAAGUACACAAUCGUGGUUUCUGCCACAGCCUCAGAUGCUGCCCCCCUCCAGUACUUGGCUCCUUACUCCGGCUGUUCCAUGGGCGAAUACUUCAGAGACAAUGGCAAACAUGCCUUGAUCAUCUACGAUGACUUAUCUAAGCAGGCCGUGGCCUACCGUCAGAUGUCCCUCUUGCUGCGGCGUCCCCCUGGCCGCGAGGCCUACCCGGGCGACGUCUUCUACCUCCACUCUCGUCUCCUGGAAAGGGCAGCCAAAAUGAACGACGCCUUUGGAGGGGGGUCCCUGACUGCUCUCCCCGUCAUCGAGACCCAAGCCGGCGAUGUGUCGGCCUACAUUCCAACUAACGUGAUCUCCAUCACCGACGGGCAGAUCUUCCUGGAAACAGAACUGUUUUACAAAGGCAUCCGUCCAGCCAUUAACGUGGGUCUGUCCGUGUCUCGUGUCGGUUCGGCUGCCCAGACAAGGGCCAUGAAGCAGGUGGCUGGAACCAUGAAGCUGGAGUUAGCCCAGUACCGCGAAGUUGCUGCUUUUGCCCAGUUUGGGUCCGAUCUGGAUGCCGCCACUCAACAGCUGCUCAACCGUGGGGUCCGUUUGACCGAGCUGCUUAAACAAGGGCAAUACGUUCCCAUGGCCAUUGAGGAACAAGUUGCUGUCAUCUAUGCUGGGGUCAGAGGCUAUCUGGACAAGUUGGAGCCUAGCAAGAUCACCAAAUUUGAGCAGGCUUUCCUCGCCCAUGUGCUAAGCAGCCAGCAGCCCUUGCUCACCACAAUCCGGACCGAAGGGAAGAUAUCUGAGCAAACAGAAGCCAAGUUGAAGGAGAUUGUCCUAACUUUUCUGUCUACCUUUGAAGCGUAAAACCUUUAGGAACAGUUCGGGGCACCAGGAUGCCUCUGUCACUGACUGCUGGUAUUGCUUGAGUUCCCUUUUUUCCAGAGACUUAAAAAUAUGUGUGAGUUGAGUGUACAAGGUCUCACCAAAAAUGUACGGUUGGUUCCACGCUAGCCCUUGAGGACACUGUCCUCACCGCGAGGGGAUCUGGUUGACCGCUGGCAGGAUUGUGUACAAACCACAUGACAAAUAAAAAUCU
Molecule: messenger RNA, 1967 nt
Organism: Protobothrops mucrosquamatus (brown spotted pit viper)
Lineage: Eukaryota; Metazoa; Chordata; Lepidosauria; Squamata; Viperidae
Gene: ATP5F1A
Product: ATP synthase F1 subunit alpha
Exons: 12
Coding region: 74-1735 (553 amino acids)
Biological process (GO): proton transmembrane transport; proton motive force-driven ATP synthesis
Molecular function (GO): proton-transporting ATP synthase activity, rotational mechanism; ATP binding; ADP binding
Source: RefSeq, a predicted model, not a curated record